CUUUCUUUCUAUUUUCUCCCUUUUUAUUAUCAAUGACAACACAACCUAUGGACAACAAAAGGCGAAGAUCACUUAGCAGCGCCUCUGCCUUACUCGUCAGAAGAUUCACAAGAAAUACCAAUGUUCCGCCUACACCAGUUGCACCAAGUGCUUCUAAAUCUGAAAAUUUACCAAACAAAAGAGCCACAGAACCAAUUGCAACCACAUCUACAAACAAGAAGCUACACGUUCGUAUUGUACCCAGCAUAGAGAAUCCCAGUCGAUGCGUGAUUUUUGACAUUGUUGAUCGCGAACUUGAAGCAGGCUCAGUGAUCAAAAUUGGCAGAUACUCUGAACGUCAUACCAAUUCAAUGAACUGUAUGUCGUUCAAAAGCAAAGUGGUCUCUCGUUGCCACUGUGAAGUCUUUGUCGAUGAACAUGAUGGCAAAAUGUAUGUUCGGGAUACAAAAUCAUCUUCUGGUACUUUUUUGAACCAUGUUCGUCUAAGUCCUGCUGGCAAUGAAAGUAAGCCUGUUGAAAUUCACGACGGCGACAUUAUUCAGUUGGGUGUUGAUUUCCAAGGUGGAAGAGAAGAAAUGUAUCGCUCUGUCAAGAUGAAAUUCGAAUUCAAUAGAAAUAGUCAAACAAGACAUCUUUCUUAUAAUUUAAACGCUUUUCAUAAUAUCCGUACACUCACUACAAAUCAGCCUGAAAAAGAGCCAGAACAUAAAGUAGAAAAGCAGCCUAUGAAAUCAGAAUGUGAUGGUCUAGACGAAUGUUGUAUUUGCCUGUAUGCCAUGGCUCCAUUCCAAGCAUUAUUUGUAUCUCCAUGUUCUCAUACCUAUCAUUUUAAAUGUAUUCGACCUUUAUUACAAAGCUACCCUGGAUUCCAAUGCCCCAUUUGUAGAACCUAUUCUGAUUUAGAAGCUAGUGUUGCUACAGAAGAAGAUGAUGAAGUUAUCGUUCCUUCUACUCAUUCUCCUCCAAUCAAUGAAAGUCUACCUAGAGUCGAAACUGUAACUCGAGUGACAACACAUGUUGAUGAGGAAUCGCCUAUUACUGAUACUGAAAUGGUUAAUAUCAGUCCUUUACUUUUACCAUCAUCAUCAUCGUCAUCACCAAAUCAAGGCCAUACAUUGAAUAAUAACGACAUCAUUCUAACAGAAGAAACACAUGUUACAGAUGAAGAGCCUGGCAUGUCAAAUACGACAGAUGAAGAAAUAGAAGACACAAUGGAAAUAACACCAGAAAUAGUAGUUCCAAGCAAUGUCAUUCCAAGAGAAAGACAAGGACCUCCUGUCAAUCGAGAGAGAAGAUCGAGUCAAUUCAUGGAGAAAUUAAAAAUGGUAUUUUUCGAAAAGCGAAAAUCGCAACAAGAGCAAUCCCCUCGUCGUCGGUCAAAGAAGCAUCACCAAAGACGCCCUGUGUCAUAUCCAAACCAUAUUCUUCAUCUUCAACAAGAUAUACCACCUUUGCCAACCAUACCAUCCUCUUCCUCAAAUAUGAACAAUAUACCACUUAAUCAAACACUGUCAAGACAAUCAACUACAAAUGAGGAGAGACUCACUAUGAUGAUGGUGGUAGAUCAAUAA
Messenger RNA from Gilbertella persicaria, 1571 nucleotides. RefSeq lists its product as uncharacterized. The coding region runs from base 33 to 1571 and encodes 512 amino acids. Gene Ontology annotation, molecular function: protein binding; ubiquitin protein ligase activity. Gene Ontology annotation, biological process: ubiquitin-dependent protein catabolic process; mitotic spindle assembly checkpoint signaling; negative regulation of septation initiation signaling. The record is from RefSeq and is a predicted model, not a curated record. The transcript is spliced from 3 exons. NCBI's taxonomy places the organism in Eukaryota, Fungi, Mucoromycota, Mucoromycetes, Mucorales, Choanephoraceae. Gene Ontology annotation, cellular component: mitotic spindle pole body; cell division site; cytosol.